GUAUUUUGUAGCUGCCGCCGGUGUGGCCCCACGCGGUGGCGGCAGCAGCACGACGCGGAGCGGGGGUCGCACCCGGGCGGCCGCUCCGGGCCCGACAUGAACCCGUUCGCCUGGUACCCGCCGCCCCCGCCGGGGCUGCCCCCGCCCGGGGUCCCCCCGCCCUUCUUCUGCCCGCCGCCCCCCUGGGAGCCCGGCUUCUGGGCUCCCCCCGGGCCCUACCCGCCGCCCAGCAGCUACCAGCCCGCCGACAACGCGCAGCCCGCCGACAGCUACCCGCCCGCUGACGGCUACUCGCAGCCCGACAGCUACGCGCCGCCCGCCGCCUGGUACCCGCCGCCCUACGGAGAGCGACCGCAGGGCCCACACGCUGGUGGAAAUGGCAAUUUCUCCCAGAAGUGGCAAGGGGAGCAAGCACCUGGGUUUAGUAAACGUUUUCCAGAAGAAAAUAACAAACCAAAGAACAAGAAGAAAAAAGAGCCAGUUUUUUCUCAUUAUUGUGAUACCUGUGACCGUGGCUAUAAAAACCAGGAGAAGUACGAUGAACAUAUUUCACAACAUAAACAGUGCACGGAAGAAGGCUGCAAUUUCAGCGCACAUGAGAAGAUAGUUCAGAUACACUGGAAGAACGCACAUGCACCUGGUGCUAAAAGAAUAAAAUUAGACAGUCCAGAAGAGAUCGCUAGAUGGAGAGAAGAAAGAAAAAAAAAUUUUCCUACGUUGGCAAACAUUGAAAGGAAGAAGAUGGUGCAGAUGCAGAAGGAAGAAAGGGGAGAAGUACUGACUACCCAGCAGUUUGGCAAAAUGAAGGGGAUGUGGAAACCUCCAGAGAAUGAAGAGAGGCUUGGGCAGCAAGGAAGACAGAGGAGAAGACAAAAACGCCCGUUCUGGAAGAAAUUUAGGAAAAAUGGUGGCGAUAAUAAUGUGCAUAGAACUCAAAAUGGAACUAACGGAUCAGAAAACAGCAUGUGUGAAAAGGAGCAUGAAAAACAGUGUGAUUUGGCAGCUCAGCCAUAUGUGAAGGACGUGGACCCCCUCAGUCUUCUGGCAAACAGUGAUGUUGAAUCUGACAAGGACGAAGCCUCAGGUGAAGAUGAGAGGCUGGGACUGACUGUUGUUCCCAAGCAGGUCACCUCUGCCCUGAGUUCAUUGUCAGCCAACUACGGCAGCGCAUCUGACAGCGAGCCUGAAGAAAUCCCUGUCAAGACUGCAAGAAAAGCUGAAGAAAACCAGACUGCUCUCAGAAAUACGCCUCAAACUACCGACGUGCCUCAGAGUCAAAACCCAAAUCAAAAACGUCCAAAACAUACAGGAACAACGUUAAGAAGCUCAAAUUCAAAUGCACGUCCACACAGAGGGCCUGAUAACUGGGGCAAGAAAACAUUACCUCUCCUUCCGAAGCGCCGUCCAACUCUGCUGGAAAUGCUACUGGCCCAGGACAUCCGACACGAAAGGAAUGUGGUUUUGCAGUGCGUUCGCUACCUCAUCCGAAACAACGUGUUUGGACUUAAUUUUAGAACAGAACCACAAGCUGAAACAGAGACUGAACAAUCCUCUGCAACUACAGCAGAGUCUUUGGACAAACUCAAUGCAUCUAAUUGUGUUUCUAGCUCUGACCUUCAGUUAGCAGGAGGAGGAGAUGCGUUAUUAAUAGCCCAGGGUGAGAAAGCACCCGUGGAUCAGACUUCACAGAUGGUUCACUUGGCAGAUGAGGACACAUGGGAAACCCCAUCAAUUCAGUGUGAAGAAGCACUGUAGAGGACAUCUGUUGUGGACAAUAAAGCAAAGGCUCACCUUUUCUACUUGACUGAUGCGUUUUUAAAAGACAUCAGUAUAACAAAAUAGUCAUUCAAGUGUAUACUGGGAGCUGUUAAAACCACUUUUCUGAUCUUUUCUGCCUGACGUGGCCAUUUUCUUGUGAAAGCGUCAUCUGCAUUGUGUAACUGCCUUUCCCCCUGGCAGAAAGGCAGCAGUGGCACAGAGUAUGACUUUCCCUGAAGUAGGUGCAGAUCUCCACUGUUGAGAUCUGCAACAGUGAGAGCCCCUUUAGAGCUCUGAAUGUUUUACCUUGUCAUCAAAUGUGUGUUGGUCCAUUACAAGCACCAAGCAGUGUUGUGGUAGGAUGGAUCUUAGUGAUGGUAAAUCAUGGUGUGACAUUUCUGGGAAUCUCUGAGUGUCCAGAAGUAUUUCAGUCUACUUUUGAAAUGGCAACUGAAUGCCCUUUUUUCCCCCCAAGCUAUUAUUGAUGUAACAUAUCCAGUAUAAAUUGAAGAAAUGAAAUGGAAGAUAAAACUGACCUGUCUCUAAAAGUACUGCUUGCACCAGGAGUCUCCUUCUCUCUGAAGCAAUUUGUUAAUUAAGCAGAUAAAUGGAAAUGAGGGUGCAGAAUGCUGCAAGAAGCCUUUUUAAAGAAAUAAAUAAAAUAGAAUAACUGCUAAUUGCUUGCAUCAGUGCUAGGUUGCUGGUUGACCUCAGGUACCCAAUAUUAGGCCUUAACUGCUGUUUCAGUUCAUUGCCUGACAAACCUAAUUCUUGAUGCAGACUUGGUAUUAAGAAUAUUAUCGAAGUUCAGAAGGCUUACCAAGAGUUACUGGUUUGUCCCUUUUUUAGUAAGCAUUGGGAAUUUAUUAGUUGGCCUUCUGGAAGAAUGUCUUCCUUGGUACAUUUUUAUGAUACUCCUACAGCAUACAGCGACUUUUUUUUUUUUACAUAAUUUGUGCAUACAUCCAUAGUAUUGUGAGCACUAUAAAAGCAUUAGCCAAGGUUUAGAAGCAAGUUUAGUCUUUUGAUUACAUUGCGCAUUUGUUCGUCAGAAUCCUUCUUGUCAAGAGCAGAUGUUAAUUUGUCACAUUGACACUGAAAACCUGCUGUGAAAACAAUCUACUAUCAGAACCUUCACUUCAGAAUAUUUCUCGAUUCUUUGUCUUUCAGUCACGGUUAAAUGUUGUAGUUAAAGAUUUAGGACAGAUUUUAAUUUUUGGUUCUUUGUUAGAAGUCUAAUCUUCCAUUCCACCAGCUAAAAUACGGAGACUCACAUGGGGUUUUUUGUUGCCUAAUAAUUGUAUUUUCUUUCCUCUAGUUCCUUUAGUUGUGCCAUACAUCUCAUUUGUGGUGCACAGAAAACAAGAAAUAUUUGAAAAUUCUGUCCCACUGCUGUGUUAUUUAUAGCUACAGCUGCAUAUUGUGUUUGUAAUGCACCAUCUAAAUUUAUGGAAUUAUAUAAAUAUCAACACCCUUGUAAAUGUUGCAUGUCUCAAGAAUAUAUGUGCAGAAUAGAAACAGUGAUCAUAAACAUUUAUAUUUCCAAGGCAGAUGAUUCAUUCUUCCCGUGAUGGUCCCACGAGCCAUCUCCAUCUCACUGGCUUACUUGUGGCUCUUUCAGUAUUACUGUGAUGAAAAUACCAGCAUAGGACUCUCAGCCACGGAGAUCUGGCACUUGGGCAGAACCUGAUUUUGGAGUGGAGUGGCACCGGUGCUGGUGAAAGCAUGGGUAACAGCUUCGGAACAGAAAUUGAUGUCUUAGGAUUGCUACUAAAUUGCACUUUAAUCAACCCUUAACGUGCUUCUGUCCCUGUUGAGUUGAUGGCAGAGCUUUGUUUGACUGUACACUCUGACCUUGUCUUAAAAAACAAAAAACAAAACCAAACCCAAACAAAAAAAAAAAAAAAACAACAAACCUUUAUCUGAAUUCUUUAUACUGUUAUCAUUAUGGACUUAAGAAUAUUAAAAUUUCACAUAAAACCAAAA
Messenger RNA from Columba livia (rock pigeon), 3744 nucleotides. RefSeq names its product nuclear FMR1 interacting protein 1 (gene NUFIP1). The coding region runs from base 97 to 1755 and encodes 552 amino acids. Gene Ontology annotation, biological process: box C/D snoRNP assembly. Gene Ontology annotation, cellular component: nucleus. The record is from RefSeq and is a predicted model, not a curated record. The transcript has 10 exons. NCBI's taxonomy places the organism in Eukaryota, Metazoa, Chordata, Aves, Columbiformes, Columbidae.